GGCGACAAAGAGCAGAGAGACAACUGUGUCAGGAUCGGCUGAAGCCUCACACUGCUACUGCACCGCCUGGGUCGAACAUGGCAAAGAAGCGAGUGGCUGUCAUCCUGUCCGGUUGUGGUGUCUAUGACGGCUCCGAGGUGCACGAAUCCUCGGCGGUGAUGGUUCAUCUGAGUCGGGCCGGGGCCGAGGUGCAACUCUAUGCCCCUAACGUGAACCAGAUGCACGUCGUGGAUCAUAAGACUGGACAACCCACUGAGGAAGUGCGUAACGUGUUGGUGGAGAGCAGCCGGAUCGCCAGGGGCAACAUCAAAGACCUCACUGACCUCAUCAUCAAUGAUACCGAUGCCCUGAUCAUCCCAGGUGGAUUUGGUGUUGCAAAAAAUCUCAGCAGCUGGGCAGUUGAAGGGAAGAACUGCACUGUGGAGGCAUCAGUGGAAUCAGCAAUUAAAAAAUUCCAUGCUACAAAGAAACCCAUUGGUCUCUGCUGUAUUUCUCCUGUGUUGGCAGCUAAACUCAUUCCAGGAUGUGAACUAACUGUAGGUUAUGACACAGAAUGUGAGAAAUGGCCCUUUGCAAAAACAGCCCAGACAUUGAAAGAGUUAGGCUGUGAGCACAUCAAUAAGCAUGUCAAUGAAGUACACAUCGACAAGAAAAAUAAAUUGGUGACGACCAGUGCCUUCAUGUGCAAUGCCCCCAUCCAUGAGAUUUUUGAUGGAAUUGGGGAAAUGGUGAAAGAAGUCUUGAAACUUGCAUAAGCCCAUGAAGUAAAUUACUGUAAUUAAAUGCAGUCCUGAUGGAAUUCUGAAAGCUUAAAAUUAUUACAUUUCUUAGAAUGUGUAUUUAUUGGCAAUAUUGAUUAACCCAAUUUGUUUUGAGGGAAUUCUUGAAGAUGUUUGCCACUAAUGUGAAAGAAAACUGAAACCAAAUUGUAAAAAAGUAUUCCAUAAUAUGAAGUAUUAUUACUGUAUUUCAUUUUCCACAAAGUACAAAUUGUAUGUUUUUACAAAGCAAACUAUUAAAGUAUUCAAUACAUUGAAA
Amblyraja radiata (thorny skate) is the source of this 1038-nucleotide messenger RNA. RefSeq names its product glutamine amidotransferase-like class 1 domain-containing protein 3A, mitochondrial. The record is from RefSeq and is a predicted model, not a curated record. The coding region runs from base 78 to 755 and encodes 225 amino acids. NCBI's taxonomy places the organism in Eukaryota, Metazoa, Chordata, Chondrichthyes, Rajiformes, Rajidae. The transcript is spliced from 4 exons.